Rhagoletis zephyria (snowberry fruit fly) is the source of this 6415-nucleotide messenger RNA. RefSeq names its product COPII coat assembly protein sec16-like. The record is from RefSeq and is a predicted model, not a curated record. NCBI's taxonomy places the organism in Eukaryota, Metazoa, Arthropoda, Insecta, Diptera, Tephritidae.
AGCUGUAAAAUUAUAAAAAAACAGCAAAAUUUUAGUCCAUAAAGUCUGAAAAAAACCAGGUCACAAAAAGGUGGAAAGCUCAAAAUUACUGGAGCAAUUUGCGAGUGAAAAAACAAAAACAAGAUAAUCUUAUUGGAUUGCAGUGCAUGCCAAACGAGAAAAAUUUGCAGAAUUGUUUGCUUGCGUCCAUUUGCUGUGUCGACUCCAGGCUCGCGCUUAGUUAAAGCUAAAAUAACUUAUCUAUUUUAAUACAAAUAUCUUGUAAUAAAGUGCUCAUCAAAUACUAUAAAACUGAAGCCAUACUCCAUUGCGUUAUUGUACUCGAAAAUCUAAUACGCCUAACUGGUACGUGGCAGUGGUGGAGCUGGUGGUGAUCGGUGACUAGCCGGCCUUGCAUGGCAACGUCACUUUAAGAAGGACGAGAAAACUCUGGACAUUAUUGGACAAUAUAAACCUGAAAUAUUCUGCUAAAUACAAAUAGGACCAUUAAAGGCGCUCAGUUGUUUAUUUGAGUUUCAACAUUGCAAAAGUGCCCACAUUAAUGAACAAAACAAAAAACACUUAACACAUGAAAAUGAACAAAAGGAGCACUUAGUAACACUUAAACAAAAUAAAAACUCAAUACUUCGUACAACACGAACAAAUUUUUUCACAACAAAACAGAUAAUACGUACAACAAACAUAGCGAGAAAGAUCAAAAGUGUACCAAAUUAUAAGGAGAAUUUAAAGUAUUUUAAACGAAGCUGUAAAAAGAAGCUCAAGCUAAGCUAUGCAUUAGAGAAGCAAGCAAUUAAAGGACGAAAUCAAUUGCAUGCGAAAUGAAAGUAUCUCACACAAAAAAUAAAAAAUAAACGCAUCAACAAUUCACAUUAAUCAAUCACUGAUAUAUGUAAAUUAAUUUGGUGAUCUUAUGCAACGUUUAAGUUUAUGUAUGCACAUCACGAGAAGCAAAAACAAAAAGUAAAACAAAAGCAAGGCAACAAAUUAAAUAUUUUAAAGCAAUAUUUAAGUAGCGUUUAAGUGUAAAGUUAAUUGAAUAAUUAUUUUUUUAUUUGUGUUUUUUGCAAAAAUUUAUUUAAGACAUUCUUUUUUUGUUGUUGUGCUUUAAAUGUUCGUUCGCCGUUAAUAUUCGCUCAGAUUGAAGCUCUGCUUGCACGAUAUUAAAUUUAAUGAAUUAAUUAAUUACUGAAUAAGAACUAAUUCGUGCUUGAUGGUACUAUAAUUCUCUUGAGGACUAAAGAUAAUUGCAUCUUUUUUAAGAGGAGAAUUUAUGAUAAACACAAACGAACAAAAACCUCCCACACACACACAAAACAACAACAACAAUCCACAGCAGCACGCACCUGUUGGGCAAGUGAGCGCAUGCGCAACAAUUCCAUUAUCAAAAACGCACGCAUCGUACGAAAUACGGAAUAAAGCGGAUUAUCAAAGACCACACUCAUACACGCUUCAACAAUAAAUAAAUAAAAAAAUAAAGACGCUUGCGCAAUUGCGUUCAAAACGCGUUACAGAUGGCCCAUGUUGUCGGCGUACCUAAGCGGGAUCCUUGUCAAAACUGUCAGUUGCCCGUUUUUCUCGCCGAGCGCCUGCUAGUUGGCAAGAAAGUUUAUCAUCGCACUUGUCUAAAAUGUGCGCGUUGUGGUUCCCAACUCACGCCUGGUAGUUUCUAUGAGACCGAAGUAGACGGCGAAUACUGCUGUGAAACAUGUCCCGACGAAGAGGUGCAGCUUAAUGAAGUCUCUAGCAGCGAACUGGCAGCAGAUGGUGUACAGUUACGCCAUGGAGACGAAGAGGAAAUGCCUACCACCAGCAAAUCUAGCGCAGCACUUCCAAAAGCCGCGCGUAGCUCCAUCGCUGAACGGCUAGCCUUCUUUGAGCAAUCGAAGAAGAGUGCUGGUGGUAACAGCAGAAGUGAAGCAGUAACUGGCAGCAAUUUGCUGCUGCAGAAAAGUGUUUCCGAUGAGGAGAAGAGCAAGAGUCUGCAGCGCAUGGAAGCGCCUACAACCACGACAACGUCACCGGCGUACAAGAUGAAUAGCGCGCUUAGCAGUUUUCUCAAUGACACUAUCGAUGGUGAGGGCGAAGAUGCGGAGAGUUUAUCCAACACAGUUGAAAGUAAAUCGGGCGCAGAAACACAAAUGGAGACAUCAGACACAGAAAACGAUACAGACACGGAGGCGAGUUUGGAAGACGUGGCCGCCCCUGCAUUGCCCACAACUCAGCCACCUUCGGCGGUGGAAGAGGCAGGCUCGGAAAAUAAAAGCGAGAAAGUGAAAGCUGGAAGAUUUACAACCACUGCGCAAUUACAGUUGGCCACUGCGCCAAACGAAGCCGAAGCCGUAAAAGUAGCAGCUGUUAGUGGCCAAAUACAGGUGGAUGAAUUAGCUAAAAAGACGAACGACAACAGCACUGAGACCACGUUGGAAAAUAUGAAAACUGAGUUGCAAUUGAAUUUGGCAGCAACUGGAAAACAAGAAAAUGUAAUUACUAAUACAGCGAGCCUAACAGAACCUGAAGCCCACGUCGAUCAACAAGCAGAUAACGCAAACAACAAUGGCCGCCAUCAGAAGGACGAUUUGGAGAACGCCCCAACAAAAUUGGCAGCAGAACAAAAAGCGCAAACAAGCCCAGCAGCAGCAGUUAACUUAGAUUUAAGUGAACCUAAUUCUAAUGAAGAUGUUACCAAAGACCAAAUUGCAGAUACAAUUGUAAUUGAUGCAGCAACUGCACAGGCGCAGCAGCAGGUACAAUCAACGGUAUCAAACACUGAGAAACUUGCAGAACUGCGAGCAAAUCUCAGUGAAUUGGAUACUGAGAGUCGGACUGAAAAUAUGGAUACGUCUGUGGAGAAGCCUGUUGAAAUGCGCAUAAAGUCACUGGAGUCCCCAGAGGAUGUUGCAACCACCGAACGACUCAGUGUGGUGCGUGCGCGACUGCAACAAUUCGAAGUAAUUGCAAACAAACGUAAUAAUAAUGCUAAUGAAGAGAAACGCAGCGAUAAUGAUACACGUAAUGAUAAUAAUACUGACCAUAAGAUAAGUGACGCUGAAAUGGAUAGUACUAACACUCCUAGCGAUAAGAAGUUACUGAAUACUGGUCAUGAAGUGGCCACGAAACUGGAUGAACAGGUCUCUAUGACAUCAUCCACGCCAAAUGUAAUUAAAUCUAAAACAAUUGAAAAUGUGAAAAGAGUUAAUCUAGAAGAUGAAGCAAAAUUGCGAGCUAUGGAAAUGGAGAAGGCGGAACAAAUUGAAGCGAAAAUACAGGAAAUCAAGGAAAUCGAAAAGCCAAAUGUAAAUGAAGUGCCUUUAGAAAUGGAAACUGAAAAAGACAAUAAUGUAGAGUUAAAUGUAAUUGAUAACGAGUUUAAGCCCGAGGAAGAAACCCCGAAAAUAGCAGUAAGUGAAGUGGAAGUAACAACAGUAAAUACAGAAACUGCAAAGGAGUUGGCAACUCAGUCACUAUUGACUAGCGGCGACAUCGUCAACGCACCAGCAAUAAAGUCACCAACUACGCCCAGCAAAAUCAACCCGGAUGAAUAUCCCGAAGAUUUGAAUCCCUUUAAAUCGGAAGAUGAAGAUGAGGAACUAGAUGCCAAUAAAGAAAAUGUCCAAGAACAAUCAGUCGAAUUAAGAACCCCACAACUGCGUGGCAGCUAUACAACACCGGCAAAGUCUGCAGAGAAAGCACAAACUCUCAAUCCAUUCGAUAGUUCCGAUGAUGAGGUCGAAUUGGAGAAGACAUCACGCAACUCAACGGCAGCAUCUACGCCAUCAAGCGGCAAAGUGCCACCACCACGUCCACCACCACCACGCAUAUCGCGUAAUCCUUUCGGUGAGGAGCCCGAGGAAGAUGCAGCGAGUUUUUCACGUCGUUCCAGUUUGUCAUCAUCAUUGACAAAGAAGGCACCUGUGCCAACACCUAGAACAAAUAUAUCACAAUCACAAAAUCCCACACCGGAACCCACGCCUCGUCUCACCAAUAAAUCUGCACAAUCCGCCUCACCGUAUAUUCUGCAAAAUUCCAGCGACUACUAUGGCAGCGCCAAUUCGCUUGCCAGCGCAACUCACAACAACACACCGCAUAGUCUGCAACGCAACGCGGAAGUACGCGGCUCCAACAACUCUCUGACCUCUUCAGCGGGCGGCACCAUACGCUCGCGCAAAACCCGCAAAGCACCCGCGCCACCCACACCGCUCGCCAAGGAGCUCUUCCCUGCGCCUACAUCCACCACACUGUCCACAACCGCUGUUGAUCGACAGACGGAUAGUUCGAAAGCAUCUACACCCAGCUCGAGCACUGUUGGCACACCGAAGUUAGGUCGCAAAAAACGUCCUGCGCCAGCGCCACCAAAACCUGCGCGACUCGAUCCCACUUUACUACAAGCGGAGCAGCAGCAACCAAAUCAACAGCAACAGCACACAAAUGGCACGGCGUCAAAAAACUCGCUUAAUUACCCUCUGCAAGGCGAACAAUCCGACUCGAAGUUAUCCGACGAAGAAAAAGCUUUGUUGGAGGGUAAUCAGCUGUCAGUGGACAGCUUAAAGUUGCCAGUUGGCGCGGUGAUCAACAGCACAGCUAGUCAGCGUAGUUCACGUCGUGUCAUACCGCUCGACGCUAGCCUGCUGGAAGACGAACAGGACGCUGAUGCGAGCGCUCAAACCAAUAGCGACGGCGAUGCCAGCGGCAAAUGCGAUGACGCCAAGCAAAAGCAACAGCUAUUGCGCUAUAGCGAGCAGGAGGAGUCGAAUGUCGUGUAUCGACGUGUCCUUGUGCCACCUAGCAUGGAGACGCCGACGCGCGAAUCGAAUCCGCUGCUCGAAGGGCUACACGAUCGCCAGCUCGAGAAGUUGAAGGACAACAAGGAGGCGCAAAAUCGCAAUCGACAAUCACAAAUAUCCGCUUCGUCCGGCGCAGAAGACUGCGACAUGUCGUCGACGCCAUACAACAAAUCGGCGCAUGGAAAGUGGAAGCGGCGCAAGGGCCCCGCGCCAGCGUUACCCAUACCGCCGCGCAAGGUGUUGCAAAUGUUGCCGCUACAAGAGAUACGCCACGAAUUGGAGAUCAUUGAAGUGCAGCAGCAGGGCCUCGAAAAGCAGGGUGUUAUAUUAGAGAAAAUGAUACGUGAUCGUUGCGAGGGACAAAAUGGUGAACUAUUGGGUACAAAUGCUACAGCAGAUGAUGCGCCAGAUGGCAAGAAGCCAUCUAGCAGUGGUGGAGCGGAGCAUGUGCAGAACUCGAAGGAGGUGGAAGAUUUAAUACUGCAACUAUUCGAGCUGGUCAACGAGAAGAACGAACUGUUUCGCCGACAAGCCGAGCUAAUGUAUUUACGUCGCCAGCAUCGCUUGGAACAAGAGCAAGCCGAUUUAGAAUAUGAAAUACGCGUGCUAAUGGCGCAACCCGAACGCAAUAAAACCGAUUCGGAUAAGGCGCGCGAAGAAGCGCUCAUUGCACGCCUGGUGGAGGUGGUACAAUUACGGAAUGAGGUGGUGGAAUGUCUGGAAAUGGACAGACUACGCGAAGCCGAAGAAGAUUUGAGCAUUAAACAACGCUUAGAAAUGCAUAGCGCGCAGCGUGAAGAAGACACCGACUCGCGAAAAAUUACAGCUAAGCUUUCUAAGAAGGAGAAAAAGAAACAAAAGGAAUCGAAAAAGCUAAGCAAAAGCAAGAAAAUUGAUGCAGACAAGGAUGCUGACGAAUCUGAAUUAAAUAUGGAUAAGCAGAAAUUGAAAAAGAAAAAGAAGAAAUUUCUCUUUUAGCAACCAGAAUGAGACGCAUUUCGGGCCGUUGAAUGUAGUAAAUAGUAAGCAGUGUUAGAAAAGUUACAGUGACUUACAGCCGCCUUGUGAUACAUUUAUGACGAAAAUUAAUUUGAGAAAAAAUUGCAUAUAAUUUGUAAAAGUAUAGUUCCAAAAGAAAAGCAAAGUGCAAGCGUUUAUUAACACGCUAGACAUUGGACAUUGCAUACCCUUCUCGUUUACUAACAAUUUAGGCAUGCUUAGUGGGAAGCAUUACAUUGUCGCCGCAUUUAAACGAUUCCAUGCUCGUACUUUUCAUCUUACGCUAAUUUCUCAUAUAAUUACAAUUUCAUUGGCAUUCAAUUUAAAAUAUAAAUCUAAUUUGGAAAAAAAUGUAUAUUUUAAUUUUAUUUUGAUUUUCAUUGCUCUAUUGAAAUCUCAGCAUUUUCAGUUUAAUUAAAUAAGUACGUACACCUGUCUUCAGACUAUUUUAAUAAUUAUUAAUUACAAAUAUGAAUUACUAACAAAAUUAUUUUUAAACUUAUUUACACACAGUGUUACGUUGAUAAUAUUAGCUAAAUAUAAGCUUAAAUAUAUAUAUAAAAAAAAGAUAUAUUUUGCAUGUAUUAUAUACUGUCAAAUUAAACCUUACAUACAUACAAUCGUACAUACCUAUA